Messenger RNA from Erigeron canadensis, 796 nucleotides. RefSeq lists its product as uncharacterized. The record is from RefSeq and is a predicted model, not a curated record. The transcript has 3 exons. The coding region runs from base 105 to 461 and encodes 118 amino acids. NCBI's taxonomy places the organism in Eukaryota, Viridiplantae, Streptophyta, Magnoliopsida, Asterales, Asteraceae.
UUGGAAUAAAACUGUGUUAUACUUUUGGGGGUUUCUUCAUUUUUAUUUAUUUUUCUCCGAUUUCAUCAAUUGAUUGGAUUUUGGAGUUUUGAUAUUCCAACACGAUGAGUAACGGAAUUCGACGAUCUAAUAAAAGACUACCACACAAACAUGGUAAUAUUCAUGGUGACGGUGAUGGUUUUCAGCAGCAGGUUCGACGAUGUAAUUAUAAUAAUAAUAAUUUAUUACUACGACUCCCGGAGGAGCUUUUUGCGGAUGAGAUACUCGUCCGGUUACCGGCCAAACAGCUUGCUCAAAUGAGGUUUCCAAACCAUCGUCACAUAGCCGAUGACAUCUGCAUAGCCAACUUUUUCGAAAUCAGAGAACAGACAUUCAACCUAUAUAUGCAUAGCUUCAUUGCAGGCUCAAAGUUUGAUAGAAGUGUGUUUAUUAUUGAUGGACUGUCGAAGACAUUUUUGUGACAAUGGGGCAGAUAUGUAAUUUUCCUUAUACAAGUGUAUCAUUGGAUUUGAGGCCUAUCAUGCUGGAGGAAGGAGUCCGAGGCUGGUACAGGUAUGCUUCUUAAGCUGUAGUCUUACAAAAUCGUAUUUGGCGACUCAUGAAACGAAGGGGUUUUAUGUCUCUAACAGUCGACUUUUACCUUCUUUUACUGGAAUUAGCCAUGGUGUCAUUCAGUUUCCAUCCUAUGAAUAUAUAAAGUGUUAGUUGGUGGUGCCGUAGCUGGUUAGCUAGCAAUUAAUAAACCUAAAAACCUUUUUAUUGCUGUGUUUUGCAUGUUUCACAUCUAUAACUAUUA